Messenger RNA from Acipenser ruthenus (sterlet), 4424 nucleotides. Its product is annotated as cyclin-dependent kinase inhibitor 1. The transcript is spliced from 3 exons. The coding region runs from base 2330 to 2719 and encodes 129 amino acids. The record is from RefSeq and is a predicted model, not a curated record. Gene Ontology annotation, molecular function: cyclin-dependent protein serine/threonine kinase inhibitor activity. Lineage: Eukaryota; Metazoa; Chordata; Actinopteri; Acipenseriformes; Acipenseridae. Gene Ontology annotation, cellular component: nucleus. Gene Ontology annotation, biological process: signal transduction by p53 class mediator; regulation of mitotic cell cycle.
UAUACUAUAUAUGAAAUCUGUAUGUUAGUGACGUGAGGUAGUAUAUGUAGUUUUGAUAUUAUAUUUUUUGUUUUUACGUGGGGUACACUGAAUGUGUGUAUUAUUUUUAUCGUAGUUUUUUUUCUUUAUCUGUUAAAUUAGACUACAUCUACAUUUUUGUACUUUUUUCAGUUUAAAGUUUCAUUAUUAAGGUCCGUGCUUAGAAUGUUUCCAACUGCCUGUCAAUCUGAAAACACUUGGGUCUGUAAUGAAUGACGCUAAUUCCGUUCUGUUUAGAGAACAGCAUUAGAGAUUUAUUACAUAGACGAAUAUGAAUUGAACGGUUGACAUUGUUUUGAUUUAUUUAUUUAUUUAUUUAUUUAUUUAUUUAAUGUACUAUCAUUUUAAAUGAGUUUUGAUCCUUUUUUUAAAAUUCGGCCAGUAAUCGGAAUACAGUUGCUGUAUUUAUUUAUUUAUUUAUUUAUUUAUUUAUUUAUUUGUUUGUUUGUUUGUUUUUUGCUGUAGUUUAAACUUUUUUUUUGCUUUUGCCGGAUACUUUAUCAAUAAUUUGUGCUACACAAUUUACACCAGAUUACAUAAUCGAUCGGGAGGGUCAGUGCUGCACCCUACUCUGAGCUCUGAGGAUGUUUGACCUGGAUCUGUUCUACCGCUCAGCUGAUUGUGUGCAGAUUUUACAUGUUAUUUUAUACAAGUUACAUUUCGGACGGAGUCCUCUCAAAAUCCCAAGAAAAAGGGGGGCGGGUCCAUAUUACACAAGGAUUACAUCAGACGGCUGCAGCACCAAUUAUAUCCGGGCACCGCCACUACUGAUACUGCUGGUAAAGCUGUGCUGUUCAUUGUAACAGUAGCGGGUAGAAUACUCUGCGUCACUUUGAAAUGUGGAAGCAGUACUAAAAGUCACUUUUGUAAUCUAAACAAGGUGGGAUCCAUGUAUGUCAUAUCUGUUGAUUUAUUUAACCUUUUAUUUAUAUAAGAUAUGUAUUUUGAUUAUUUUCCAAACAGUCUUGUAAUAGCCAUAGUAGCAAGGCUGUUGGUUUGAAUGCAGGUUGGGUGAUGGUUAUUAUAGGUGAUAUAGAGGGUUCACCUUACCUGUGAAAACCAGCCUUGCCAAACAAGGAAGGAGGAAGCGCGGUAGCAGUGGGGAGUUUCCAGGGCAGCACCCAUUGUGAGGUCAUCGCUACUACCCUGAGUGUUCCGAGAAAGAGGUCUAUACAUUGAGACAUGAAGCCAGCACGUCAAUGGCAUGACUCGCACUGAGUCAUCAGCCAGAGAUGUGUGUGUGUAUGUGUGUGUGUAUAUAUAUAUACAUUGUCCCAGUCCAGUAAAACUUAUCUAGCAUGGAUAGACAUGACUAGACUAGUUACUAUCUGGAGAAUGAGCGUGCAGGAAAUCCAGUAGAAUUCAAACGGGCAUCUAGCCUCUAAUAUAUACACUAGAAUUCAAAUGAGCCUCUAUUAUAUAUAUUAUACACUAGAAUUCAAAUGAGCCUCUAUUAUAUAUAUUAUACACUAGAAUUCAAAUGAGCCUCUAUUAUAUAUAUUAUACACUAGAAUUCAAAUGAGCCUCUAUUAUAUAUAUUAUACACUAGAAUUCAAAUGAGCCUCUAUUAUAUAUAUUAUACACUAGAAUUCAAAUGAGCCUCUAUUAUAUAUAUUAUACACUAUAAUUCAAAUGAGCCUUUAUUAUAUAUAUUAUACACUAUAAUUCAUAUGGGCCUCUAGCCUCUGUUAUACAUGUUUUCUGUUUCGACAGAUUAAGCUAAAGCUGGUAUUAAUGAAAAUGUUCCAGGCUGCUGGUGAUUCUAGGUUAGUUUUAAAGAGUGUCUCAAACAUUUAACAUUCCAAAAUACACUUUUCUUUAAAUAAUAAUUUAUGAACUUAAGACAGUAUUAAUGUCAAAUAUUUGACUGAUAGGACCGUCCAGCAUUGAAGAGUGGUUUGUGAAUGCCCAGGGACAGUGAAACAUGCCCUGGCAUAGAGAGAUCCUGCCCUGGACAAGCCCAGGGACAGUGAAACAUGCCCUGGCACAGAGAGAUCCUGCCCUGGACAAGCCCAGGGACAGUGAAACAUACAAGCAGGAUUAUCCAGCAGGGCUGCGGGACUUGCCCUUGCGUGUUUGUGUAGGGAACGUGUCUAGGCAUGUAGCAGUGUGUGAGUCACACUGCACUCCCUGCAGAGCAGGCUCCACCCAGCAGGGUGUAUAACCCUGCCAUUGGUUUAGAGAUGUUUAAAGGCUGAGCAGCGCUGACACUGAAUCACUGAGCAGUGCUCUGAUAGACUCCUGAGUCUGACACCACACACAGGGAUAACUGCAAGGAAACGCUGUUAGGAUGGUAAAGUGUGACACCAUGGCUCCUCAGAACGGAAUCCUGACGCCCUCCUUCAACACUCCAGUGUGCCGCUCCCUGUUCGGGCCGGUGGACCGGGAGCAGCUGCGAGUCGAGUUCCAGGAGAGCAUGCGCAAGACCCUGGAGGAGGCGACAUGCAAGUGGAGCUUUGACUUCGUGAACGAGAGCCCCCUGCAGGGGGGAGACUUCCAGUGGGAGGGGGUCCCGGGGAACAAGGUGCCUGUGCUGUACCGCCCCUGCAUGGUGAGGGCUGGCAGGCAGGGGGCGCAGUGCGCAAAGGAGAGGGGGAGCAAAAGGAAGCAGACCAACAUUACAGAUUUCUACCCGUCGAAGAGGAGGCGGGUGCAGUCGGCCCGGAAGUUGGAUCAGUGAAGCUGGAGUGGAGCUCACGGCUCUCACUCUGAGAUCCCACAAGCACUUUGCUCUCACCAUUCCUGCACUCAAGAACAGCUGGACCCUGCACAUCGCGGGACUGCGGAAGACUCGCUGUGCGAAGCUGCUGCAGUGAAAGAUCUGAUUUAUCAUACAUACCUCCCAAGAGCCUUGUCUCAAAGAUCUUCAUUUAAAAUAGCAAAGGACUGUCUUCUCCCUUCCCUCCUCUUCACUGUAAGCUAUGUAAGCCUGGCUGUAGCGAACAUUCCAAUAGAACAGCGGUGGCACUCCAUUGGAAUCAUUCCGAUUCUAUGUGCUGUGUGAGAACCACUAGACCAGAUCCACUCUGGUGAACUCCCCUUGACCAUAGAGUGGAUAUAUUGCAAACUGGGCACAAGAAUGGCCCAUUCCAAGGUUCUGAUCAUGUCUAAAAUGACCUUUGAACUCAGGAAAUGGGCUGCGGUUUCAGUGACAAUUACAUCCUCGGUCCAAAUUAAAGAAGAAGGCUAGUAAAAAAAAAUUUGUUCAAACUACAGUUUUUUAUUUAACAAAUUGUUGCAUGCAAAACCGAUAUUUUGUCAAGAUACGAUUCAGUAUUUUAAGCAUUGUGCUUUGAGAACAGGCUAAUGUAAUGGAAGUUAUUAUAUAUAUAUAUAUAUAUAUAUAUAUAUAUAUAUAUAUAUAUAUAUAUAUAUAUAUAUUUUUAUAUAUAUAUAUUUUAAUUUUAAUAAUAUAUAUAAUUAUUUUCUAUUGUAUAAUAUAUUGUGUUCUCUGCACAGAAAAGUUUGACCGUUUACUGCAUUAACAUGGGGCUUCCUGUACACACACACACACACACACACACACGCACGCAGACACACACACGCACGCACGCAGACACACACGCACGCAGGCACACACGAGCACACACGCAUGCACACCCAGACACACGCACACACACACAUAUUAGUAGCAUAUGAUAUUAAGUAGAGUGUAAUAUUGUAGACAGCCUCCUCGUGUUAAAGUGCUCUGUAGAUAAUGUAGCUUGUGUUUAUCUGAUUGAAGAAAUCUUUGCAUUUUUAAAACUAUUUGGGACGGUUGGGAAGUUCACUUCAACAAUUAGGUAUCUAGUUCAGGUCAGAGUUGGGAUUGAUGGUAUAAUGUUAGGGUCAGGGGUACUGGGUUAGUAGUAUGGUUAUACAAAGCUAAUUUGUAGCAUAGUCACUAAACUGAAGCUCUACAAAGGGGCUUCGUAAAUGAGAGGUGUCCGUACUGAUUUAAUAAGCAGGUUUAACAUGAGCUCUUACGUACAGCUUGAAGAGAAUGAUAGGUUCCCUCCACUUCUUCAUAGGAAAAGGUUUAGCCCUGUUUAAAUGAUCCACAGAAAACAGAAGUUAACCAUCUCUUAGUAUUUCUGUUUUUUUUUUAAUACAGGCCCUUGUUUUAAAUACAGCAACUUUGAAGUGUGGCAGAAAAAAAGCAAGCAGGUUCUGUGUUAAUUCAGAAAGGUUUUGCUUUCCUAUACCCCUGCUUGUUCAGGCACAGUAACGUUUCUUGACAACUCUUGUUUCACAAGCCACUGUUACAUUUCUGUAAAUAAUAAAUUAUGGUGUAUAAAAAAUUCCGUUGAGACCUUUACUUAAGUUAAUAAAAUAAUUAUUUAUUGUAAAACAUAAUAUUGUUUUUUGUUGUUACGUUUAUGAAAAAUAAAUAAAUUCUUCUUUGA